CAUGGCCACCAGGUGUCAGCACAAGGCUGAUGCGACAAACUUUAUGACACCAUAGAAGAAGUCCGUGUCCUUCACAACAGCUAAGAUGGCGACAGCUACUAAAAUCAUUCAAAGGCUACGAAAUCUUUUAUCCGGGCAUGAUCUACAGGCCAAACUGCAGCUGCGAUAUGGGGAGAUAGCAAAGAGGACACAGCCACCACCUAAACUGCCCGUAGGCCCAAGCCAUAAGUUUGCCGGCAACUACUAUUACAGCAGAGACGGCCGGAGGGAGUCGGUACCUGCUACCGUUGUGAUGUCCACUCAGAAAGCUCUCACUGCUGGCAGUCAAGUUGCGGAAACCUCCAAGGCCCCAGUGACACCAGGAGCUGUAUAUGAACCACCAGCUCUCUCUACAGAUCAGCCAUACCUCUGAGUGACAGGACGAACGUCUUCAUCAAUUCUCAUCUACGUGUGCUGAAGAGCACUGACUCAAAAGUGAACUGUAUCUUGUACAAAAGAAAAUGUGAAUAAAAUGUUAACGUUU
Molecule: messenger RNA, 523 nt
Organism: Menidia menidia (Atlantic silverside)
Lineage: Eukaryota; Metazoa; Chordata; Actinopteri; Atheriniformes; Atherinopsidae
Source: the annotation of a GenBank genome assembly